Messenger RNA from Closterium sp. Yama58-4, 1443 nucleotides. The record is from the annotation of a GenBank genome assembly. NCBI's taxonomy places the organism in Eukaryota, Viridiplantae, Streptophyta, Zygnematophyceae, Desmidiales, Closteriaceae.
AUGAACUCCAAUCCAUCCACCCACUCUUACUGCAUCUCCACCAGCUUUGCAAACACUUUUUCCUUGGGACAUCUGCAGCAGCUCACGCGCCUGCAUUUGUCCAAAGCCCUUCUACUCCCCUCGCUACCAGACGACCUCUCCCAGCUGCACAACCUGCAGUCCUUGCACGUGUCGAACCACCGUCAACUGACUGGGGAGCUGCCUGAGUGGAUCUUCAGCCUCACAAACCUGACUUCACUGACUAUUUCUGAAAACAACUUCUCAGGCUCCAUCCCAGACACAAUUAGCAACCUCAAGCAGCUACGGGAGUUACGCCUUGGGGAGCAAAUACUGUCAGGGCCCAACCCGGAGUCAAUCGGAGCUCUCGCAGACCUGGAACUCAUAUGGCUGGAAGGCAACGGCUUGAGUGGCACCAUUCCGGCAACUAUAGGCAACCUCACCGCACUCACCACCCUGAAGCUCGUUCACAACAAGCUCUCAGGCUCCAUUCCACAGGCAGUCAGCAGCCUGAAGCGGCUGAAGCAGUUGAACCUCAACCAGAAUAAUCUCUCGGGCUCCAUUCCAGAGGAAUUUGGCCACCUCAGACAGCUAUGGGAGUUGAAACUCAGCGAAAGCCGUCUUGCGGGGACGAUACCUGCUUCAGUCACCAUCCUCACUAAUCUCGCAUACCUCCACCUUGACAACAACCAGCUUACGGGAGUGCUGCCCUCCUUCCAUCACAUGACCCACCUCACAUCGCCAGACAUGCUCUCUGCUGCUUACAACUACCUCACAGCCACAGCAGACGCCUUCCCUUUCAACACCUCCAGCCCAGACCCAGACGACCCGUCAGGAGGCCACAGCGCGUGUCUCUUCACCUACAACUGCCUUGAGUGGGUCUACUGCGGCCAUGGGCUGAGCCAGAGGCGUGACAGCGAGUGCCGGGCGUUCUGUGGGGUGCAAGCACAACCCCUCACCCCACCGUGCAGCGGCCAUGGCAUGUGCUCCUUUGUGUCGGACCGCUCUCUCGACAUGGCUCGCUGCUAUGAUGAGGACGAGAGGCCGCCAGACUACUGUGAUUUUGAGGGCCAGUGCACCUGUGAUGAGGGGUACACGCCCGGGGCUGCUGCUGGCACGUGCGUCUCUCAUGAUACCCUGCUGGUGCCUCAAGCCUCCCGCCCUCUCCUCAUUCAUCCUGCAGGUAACAACUUACCCUUUGAGCCAACAGGCACCUACCUUCCCUUUGAGCCGCCAGGGACUACCAUCGUGGGGGUGAUUCUGUCUGAUCUCCAGGCGCCUAAGAACCUGCUGCUGCUGUUGCUCCUCCUUCCACAGUUGUUGAUGGCCUUCUCACUGCCUCAUCUUCUAAGGCGCCUCAAGAAGCGAACCCCCACGCGCUACUUCUUUUCAAAGAGGGCCUUCGCUGCCCAGCAAGCUUCGAUGGGUGUGGAGAUCGCUUGCUAG